Phalaenopsis equestris is the source of this 2105-nucleotide messenger RNA. Its product is annotated as pentatricopeptide repeat-containing protein At2g35030, mitochondrial. Lineage: Eukaryota; Viridiplantae; Streptophyta; Magnoliopsida; Asparagales; Orchidaceae. The transcript has a single exon. Bases 216 to 2003 code for a protein of 595 amino acids. Gene Ontology annotation, biological process: RNA modification. Gene Ontology annotation, molecular function: protein binding; RNA binding. The record is from RefSeq and is a predicted model, not a curated record.
AAAUUUAAUUAUUUUUUACUUAUGUAAAAUGAUAGUUUAAUUCUUUGUCCUCCUGAAACAUCAAUUUUGUUCGUCCUAAAAUACCACUUUAACUUUAAUUGAUUAAGUCUAGGGAUUUAACAAAUUUUCUUCGAGCCAAAUAGAAUAGUUAAACGGUCUUAACCGCUCUCAAUAAUGAGGAUUCUGCUGUAUUCCCCCUCACCAAAGUCCAGCCGAUGCAUGCAGCUAUCAACCGCCUCCUUUCAUCCGCUGCCCUCCGUUCCUUCUCUUCCACGGCCCCUGCGGCGGCCGUAAUCUUCCAGCAAAACAUCCUCAUCACGCGGCUUAGCCGACAAGGCCGCAUCUCUGAAGCUCGCCAGCUGUUCGACGAAAUUUACCAUCCGGAUCUCAUUACCUGGACCUCCCUUAUCGCCGCCUACGCCGGUGCGGGACAGCUUCGCGAGGCCGAGCUUCUCUUUUACCGCUCAGAUGCUCUCCGUGAUGUCAUCACCUGGACGGCCCUCCUCUCAGGCUAUGCACGUGCAGGUCUUUUACGGGAUGCUGAGGAACUCUUCGCCCAGAUGCCUGAGAAGAACGUCGUAUCCUGGAACACUAUGGUCUCUGCUUACGCUGAAAAUGGAAUGGUCGAUAAGGCUCUUGACAUGUUCGAUGAAAUGCCUUUGACAAAUGUUGUUUCUUGGAACACGAUUAUAACUGCAUUGGCUCAGUGUGGCAGAAUCGAGGAAGCCUGCGAGCUCUUUUUUCAAAUGACAGAGAGAGAUGUCGUUUCAUGGACAGCAGUUUUGUCUGGUUUGUCGCAGAAUGGCAGGGUUGAUGAUGCACGGAAGGUUUUUGACCAAAUGCCUCAUAGAAACGUAGUAUCUUGGAAUGCUAUGAUAUCAGGCUACAUGCAGAAUAUGAGAAUUGACCAGGCUAUGCAUCUUUUUGAAGCUAUGCCGGAGAGGAAUAUCACUUCCUGGAACACGAUGAUCACUGGGUUUAUACAGAACAGGGAUUUAAAGUAUGCUCGUAAGCUGUUUGACGAAAUGCCUUUGAAGAACGUGGUAUCAUGGACUACAAUGAUAGCAGGGUACACACAGGAAAGGGACAAUGAAUCAGCACUGAAAACCUUUAUGGAAAUGCUAUCUGUUGGAACCAGGCCUAAUGAGGGCACAUUUGUGAGUGUUCUGACUGCCAUUAGCAGCACUGCAGCUCACAUUGAAGGCUCACAAGUCCAUCAGUUCAUAAGUAAAUCCAACUUUCAAGUCUCUCCAUUUGUGCAAUCUGCUCUCAUAAGCAUGUACUCCAAGUGUGGUGAUAUCUUAACAGCUCGAAAAGUAUUCGAUGUCUCAAACCAAAAAGACUUGGUAAAUUGGAAUGGGAUGGUAGCAGCUUAUGCAAAUCAUGGCUAUGGUGAAGAAGCCAUUAAUUUGUUUAAGGAUAUGAGCAGCAGAUGCUUGAAGCCCAAUGACAUAACUUACAUCGCACUGCUUUCAGCUUGCAGCCACUCAGGUUUAGUUGAUGAGGGACUGAUGCUCUUUGACUCUCUGGUGAAGGAUGACUCCAUUGAAAUGAGAGAUGAACACUAUGCUUGUUUAGUGGAUCUCUGUAGCCGGGCAGGUAGAUUAGAUGGGAUUGCUUGGGUUGAUAUUGAGAACCCUUCUGCUUUUGUAUGGGGUGCUCUGCUUGGCGGGUGUAACUUGCACAGGAAUGUGAGUCUUGGGAAAUUGGCAGCAAGGGAAGCAUUGAAAGCAAAUCCAUGCAAUAGUGGGGCGUAUUUGUUGUUGUCAAAUAUCUAUGCCUCCGGUGGUGGAUGGAAGGAAGCUGCAGAAAUUAGAUCAGAGAUGGAAGAUAGAGGAUUGAAGAAGCAACCGGGAUGCAGUUGGAUUGAGAUUGGCAAUAUGGUUCACGUCUUUUUAGCGCGGGAUAAGUUUCACAGCCACUUUGAUUCGAUUGAGAGGAUGCUUCAGGAACUUCAUCAUGAGAUGAAGAUGAUGAAAUAUGUAUCAUCAGUUUGUGAUUAGGGUAACAGAGAUGAGUGAAUGGCUCACAAUGCCUUCUCUUCUCCAUAUUUUUCAAUAUUAUUUAAUUAGUAUUUAAAGAUUUAAAAAACAUAUGUGAUCAAG